Messenger RNA from Klebsormidium nitens, 3582 nucleotides. NCBI's taxonomy places the organism in Eukaryota, Viridiplantae, Streptophyta, Klebsormidiophyceae, Klebsormidiales, Klebsormidiaceae. The record is from the annotation of a GenBank genome assembly.
CCCGGCCAGGUUAAAUGUAAGUUUGAUGACCCCACGUUCUAAUGUUCAGGGAGGAGCAUGAUCUACCUAGCUGGCUGCUGGAGUCUUCUGAUGCAGCCUGGCCAGGGCGAGCCGCCACAGCACCUGCGCUUCAGUCUGGCAUGUGGAGGAAAUGCAGAAAGGUUGCCGAUUGCCAGGGCAUCAUUUGACGGCGGAUUUUGGAACGUCUAUGGCAAUGCAAAAGCUCCAUGGUCGGAGGCAACCGUCUCACAUCUGCUCAAGCCAGGAUGGCGGGAGCGGUUGGAUGACAGCGAGAUUGAGCCGCAGCGUGCUAUGAAAAUUGUAUGGUUGCAAGGAUAAGUUGGGUUAAGGGAGUGAGGUCGGGCAGCUGUGUUGAAAGCUGUUAGAUUGCUGCCAGUGCUCUGGUUUGAUAAUCAGGGAAAAGCAGCUGACAGUGAUAAUGGGACAUUCCUGGCAGAGUAUGAGAGGAUAACGGUCCUACCUCUGUCGCAAGCAUGGGGGGCAGCGAGGAGACCGGUGGAGGGGGCCGAUAUGUCAAGUACAGCAGCGAGCAGUUACGAAUCCUUGAGAAGGAGUAUAAUGAGUGCCCUAAGCCAAGUGCUGCCAAGCGGGCGGCCCUGGUCAAGGAUUAUCCUGCCCUUUCCGGCAUCGAUGUCAAGUCUAUCAAAGUCUGGUUUCAAAACAGAAGAUGCCGAGAGAAGCAGCGCAAGGAGAGCUCCCGCCUGGUGGGCGUGAAUGCCAAGCUGACGGCGCUCAACAAGCUGCUGCUGGAGGAGAACGACCGCCUCACCAAGCAGGCGCUGCAGCUCUCCUCCGAGAACCGCUUCCUCAAGCUCCGCCUCGAGUCCAUGAACCAGGCCCUGCCCAAGCUCGAGAAUGGAGCCCCGGCGCCCAACCUGAGCCUGGUGCUGGCGGGCCCCAACGAGGACGCGCUCCCCGACCAGAUCCGCAAGCUCACCGACGCAGCGCUCGAGCAGUCCGCCUCGCUCAGCCUGCCCACCGACGACUCCGCAGGGACCACCAUCAACGGGGAGGGGGACGCCGCUGCCAAGGGCUCCCUGCUAACGCUCGGGCUGGCGCACAUCAAGCCCGGCUUAGCACCCGUUGCUGCCACGCGCACUCCCUCCAACACCGCAGGGCUGCUGCAGUCCGCCCAGGAAGCGUGCCAAGAGUUUCUGGCCAAGGCGACGGGGACGGCUGUGGAGUGGACGCAGCUGCCGCUGCUCAAGUCGGGGGCAGAGAGCCUGGGGAUCACGUCUAUCGCGCAGGGGCCCCGCGGGGUGGCCGCACGCGUCUGCGGACUGGUCUCUCUGCCAGCCUCAAAGGCGGCUGAGUUGCUCAAGGACAAGGCGGCCUGGCUGCGGGGUUGCCGACGAUGCGAGGUGCUGGGGGGCUUCACUGCCGCGGGGGCCGGCCGUGUGGACCUGCUCUACACGCAGAUGUACGCACCAACCACCCUCGCACCCCCGCGCGACUUCUGCACCGUGCGCUACACCACUGUCUUGGAUGAUGGGGCCAUUGUGAUUUGCGAGCGGUCACUGGCCAGUACUGAGGCCAGUGUGCCUGCCGCCCCUGCUUUUGUGCGCGGCGAGGUGUUCUCCGGGGGGUUCCUGCUGCGGCCAUGCGACGGCGGCGGCUGCAUCCUGAUUGCAGUGGACCACCUAGACCUCGAGCCGUGGAGCGUGCUGGACGUGCUGAAGCCGCUGUACUCGUCGAGCGCGGUGCUGGCCCACCACGACACGCUCUCCUCCCUGCGCUUCCUCAAGCGGGUCGCCAUGGAGGAAGGGCCCGACUCCGAUACCGGCACCACGCACCAGCCCGCCGCCUGGCGCGUCAUCACCGAGCGCCUAGCGAGGGGCUUCAACGAGGCGGUGAACGCAUUUGCGGACGAGCAGUGGGUCAGCCUGCCCAGCGACGGCAUGGACGACGUCAGCGUGAUGGCGCGCGCCAACAGUGCCAAGGACGCCGGCGCCGGCAGCGGGGGCGUGCUAUGCGCGCGCGCAAGCAUGCUGCUGCAGAUCGUGCCCCCCGCCACGCUGGUGCGCUUCAUGCACGACCACCGCGCCGAGUGGGCCGACCCCGACAUUGACGCGUCCACGGCGGCCGCCAUCCAGGGCACGCUGCGGCGGCAGCGCAAGGCGGGCGAGGCGGGCCUGCUCCCGAGCGACAUCCCGCUGGCGGUGGCCAUGGACGACCAGGAGUUUUUGGAGCUGGUCAAGCUGGAGGGCCGCAACUCGUACUCCAAGGACGGCGACACAUUCCUCCUGCAGCUCUGCACCUGCCCCGACGUCCACUCCGCCGCCGCCGCCCAGCUCGUCUUUGCACCCGUCGACGCCGCGGCAGCGGCCGCGGAUGUGCCCCUCCUCCCUUCCGGCUUCCGGGUCAUCCCCGUGGACACCGAAGAACUGAAGGCGGACGGCCUGCGCGGCGGGCGUGCCGGCCAGAACAGCCUGGAUGCGCACGCGAUCGACCCGGUGGGCAGCGGCGACGACGUGACGCAGUGCUGGAAGUCCGUGCUGAGCAUCGCGUUCCAGUUUGCGUACGAGCCGCACUCGGAGGAGGCGGUGGCGGCGGUGGCGCGCCAGUACGUGCGCAGCGUGGUCGGCAGCGUGCAGCGGGUCGCCAUGGCGCUCGCGCCCACGUGCAUCAAGGCGCUGGCCCCGAGUCCGCGCAGCCCGCCUGCGAGCCCGGACGCGCUGCUGCUGGCGAAGCGCGUGGUGUCGAGCUACCAGCUGCACAUGGGCGGCGACCUGUGCGACGACAAGGACCCCUCCUCCGAGGCCGUCUUCAAGGCCUUCUGGCUGCACCCGGCGGCCAUCCUGUGCUGGGUGGUCAAGGCGAGCCCCGAGUACACCUUUGCCAACAAGGCGGGGCUGGACAUUUUGGGGACGUCCAUCCACGAGCUGGCGGGCGUCGACUGGAACAAGUCCAUGGACGAGGACGGCCGCAAGGUCGUCUACGCCGCUUCUUCACAAGUCCUGCAGCAGGGGUAUGCAUACUUGCCGCCAGGGGUCACUCUGUCGUGCAAAGGGCAGUCGGUGGGGUACGAGAAGGCGCUGAUGUGGAAGGUGCUGGACGACACCGGGAACAUGCUGUGCGUGGCCAUCAUGUACCAGAACUGGUCGCUGCUGCACUACCAAUAACGCGCGCGGCGGGGGCACCCAGCAAAGAUGGGUCGCUUGGCGGAGUCUUGUCUCUCAAUGGGGUGUACAGAUUCAAGGGCGUGGCGUGAAAAUUACUGAGGCGAGGAUAGCGACCCGUCUCAUUCUGCAAAGCCUUGCGUGCUCGCAGGUGGUGUGGGCUCUUUUGGUUUGCUACCGGGCGUCCACAGACUGCAUAUUAAGGUCUUUGGCAAAGUUGUUGCUUCGCGAGCAGUGUUGCAGAUUACAUGUGUACAUUAAAAGCGGAUGGAACAUGCGUCUUGACAGACUCCUAGCUGGCAACAGUGGCUUUGUGGAUUGCUUGUAGAGGAGGACAUGUUGUCAGUAUUUUGAAGGUCGGCAGACUAGUGCUGAAGGGCACGUCUGAUUGCUCUGAUGUUUAUUAAGGGCGUAAAUAAAGGAGAAAUUGCCUUUCACCUCG